Oryzias latipes (Japanese medaka) is the source of this 2138-nucleotide messenger RNA. Its product is annotated as nucleolin-like. Gene Ontology annotation, molecular function: RNA binding. The record is from RefSeq and is a predicted model, not a curated record. Lineage: Eukaryota; Metazoa; Chordata; Actinopteri; Beloniformes; Adrianichthyidae.
UUUCUGUUUGGCGCAUGCGUGGUGUUGAUUGUAGCUGUGUGCACGUGUGUUUACCACAGUGAGGUGGAGGAGAGUGUUUGCGGCGGAGUUUUUACUUUUAUUUUCACACAGAAGAUGGUAAAGUCACACGGUGCAAGAAAACAGAAGGCGGAGACCCCGAACAGCACUGAUGCCACAGAGGAAGCCCCCAGCCUCCCCCCUGACAUGAAGAUGCAACAAGACGUGAAGGAAAGCGGACAAGAAGAACGGAAGAGGGGCGCAGAGCCCAGCACAGACGCCUCCCUGUCAAAGACGGCAAAGCUGGCCAGCCACAAAUUUUGUGCUUACAUUGGAAACCUGAACCGCUCCAAAUCCUGUGAUGAGGUCAGAGACUCCUUAGCAGCGUACUUGAUGACGCAGAGCAUAUUGUUUCAAGACGUCCGCUUAGACCGGUCCAAAAAACACGCGUUUGUGGAUUUGGCCUCAGAAAUGGACCUUCAGAAAUGUCUGAUGCUGGACGGAGAAAAGGUUCUGGACGUGCCCCUGAAGAUCGCCACAGCCAAGGUCAAAAGUGAGGGAAGGGUGCAGAAAAAAGCCGCCCCGCGUGACAAGAAAGUCAAAGAGGCUCGCAGUUUGUUCCUGAAGAACCUGCCCUUCAACGCAAAGAAAGAAGACAUCCUGAAAUUCUUCAAGCAUGCUGUGGCUGUUCGCUUUCCCGGUCGAAGCAAACGGCCGAGUCGAGGCAUUGCCUUUGUGGAGUUUAAAAAUACGCGCAUUGCUAAAAGGACGGGAGAUAAAAAACAAGGUGUGAAGUUCCGCGGCAGAGUUCUGGUCGUGGCUCGAGCCGGAGACGCCGGCAAGCCUCCAGCCGGAGCUGACCAGCAAAGAGCAGAGAAUGCACCUUCUCCCAGCAGUGUCCUGGUUGUGAGCAGCCUGGCGGAUGCAGUGGAGGAAAAGCAUCUCCAGAAAGCUGUGAGCGUCCGCUUGCAGCAAACCGGCAGCACGGGAAAAGGGCUCAGGGAUGCUCGCGUCGAGGUCCCGUCGGUGGAAGAGGCUGAGGAAGCGUUCCGGGCAUCCCAAAAUAUCAAGAUCUGCCAACAAACAGCCAAAGCGGAGUUCUGCCCCGGCACCAGCAGCACAGAAACGGUUAACGCUGAGCCUAAAACUCUGGUGGUGUUGGGUCUCGCUAAGAAGACCACAGCCCGGACGCUGCAGAGCGCCUUUGAAGGAGCGCUGAGGGCACACGUCCCCGUCAACCCGGCCACUGGACUCUCCAAAAGGUUCGGUUUUGUGGACUUUGAGAGUCAAGAAAGUUGUAAAGCUGCCAAAGAGGCCAUGGAGGAUUGUGAGAUAGACGGCAGCAAAGUGACGAUUGCUUUUGCAAACUCCAAAGGAGAACGGGGACAUCACGGAGGUUCUGUAGGCCGCUCCACUGGAACGUCUGUAGGACGAAGAAAGCGGUCUGCUCCCAAAGGAACUCCUCAACCAUCCAUGGCCUCCUGAAGCAUCACUGGAUUCAUUUAAAAUUCCUCUGAAAUCUCAGUUGUUGGACCUUUUUGCUGUACUUCAAUGCUCAUGUUAUAAAACCAAACGGUGGAACGCCCCAAAAGUUUUUUUGUCUUUAACUGAGAAAUUUCAGACUAAACCAGAGGCCCUUUUUUUAAUCCAGGAUGCUAUCUGGAUGAGUUAGAACUCUACACUUCUGCCUGAAAAAAUAGACAGGACAUCCUGAAGUUUCCACCUGUUUAAAAUGGUUAUCCAAACAAAGCGCGGUGACCCAGAUGGCAGCACCAGAGGAAUCCAGCAGAACCAAGACCCCACUCCAUUCUCAAGACACCAGCUCUGGGAAAUCAACCUGCAAUAUUGAAACACUGAGUGAGACGGACGACAGAGGAAGGUCUGGCUGCACGGUGAAGACUGACCUUUGGCCCCGGAGGAACCAGGAGGGUGUCUUCAGGAACCCUAACAAAGGGCAGAUGAUCAUGCAGUUUAACUGUACCUGGAGUUAAAUGCUGCAUAUCUGCACUUCUUUUCAUAUUCUGCAAAGAUUUUUGUUAAAAUCCUGUUAUUAAAACAAAAAUACUGAACUUCCUAUGAUGGUUAGAAUAACUAAGAAAUGUAAACAUGCGUAAAGCUCAUAAAGGUGCUCAGUCUGUCAC